This is a messenger RNA of Brachypodium distachyon (stiff brome), 1782 nucleotides long. RefSeq names its product ubiquitin-like modifier-activating enzyme 5. The coding region runs from base 128 to 1405 and encodes 425 amino acids. Gene Ontology annotation, biological process: protein ufmylation. Gene Ontology annotation, molecular function: UFM1 activating enzyme activity. NCBI's taxonomy places the organism in Eukaryota, Viridiplantae, Streptophyta, Magnoliopsida, Poales, Poaceae. Gene Ontology annotation, cellular component: cytosol; cytoplasm. The transcript has 14 exons. The record is from RefSeq and is a predicted model, not a curated record.
CGGAUCAGUACCCCUCCUUCGACCCGAGUCGGCCGCCGUCCCCUCGUGCUCCACUCGGCAGACUCCGAUCCAGACAGCUGCUGCUUGCCCGAACGCUCUCGAGCGGAUCCACCCGCCGCCGGCGACCAUGGAGGAGGAACUGCGCGCGCUGCUCGCCGACCUGGACGCACUCAAGCAGCGCCCCGACCUCGCCGCUAUCGAUCGGAUGCGAGAUCGAGUGGUGGGGAUGAUGAGCCCGGAUAGCGCUGCUACCGCCGUCGCUACUCGAUCCAAGAUCAAGGACAUGAGCGCGGAGGUGGUGGACAGCAACCCCUACAGCAGGCUCAUGGCGCUGCAGAGGAUGGGGAUUGUCGACAACUACGAGCUCAUCCGUGACUACUCUAUCGCCAUCGUGGGUAUAGGUGGAGUCGGUAGUGUCGCUGCAGAGAUGCUCACUCGAUGUGGAAUUGGACGCCUCUUGUUAUAUGACUAUGACACUGUGGAGUUGGCUAACAUGAAUAGGCUGUUCUUCCGCCCAGAACAGGUCGGAAUGACAAAAACUGAUGCCGCUGUGCAGACACUUUCUGGAAUAAAUCCCGAUGUUGUGUUGGAGAGCUACUCAUUGAAUAUUACUACAGUGAAAGGAUUUGAAGUUUUUUUAGGAAGUCUCACAGCCAGGAGCUCUCAUGGGCGUAGCACUGGAGUUGAUCUUGUUUUGAGCUGUGUUGAUAACUACGAAGCUCGUAUGGUUGUCAACCAGGCUUGCAAUGAGCUUCGCCAGACGUGGAUGGAAUCUGGUGUCUCUGAAGACGCUGUUUCCGGUCAUAUACAACUGCUGAUUCCUGGUGAAACUGCAUGCUUUGCAUGUGCUCCUCCACUGGUUGUAGCUUCUGGAGUGGAUGAGCGUACACUUAAGAGAGAUGGUGUUUGUGCUGCCUCUUUGCCAACUACAAUGGGUGUUGUUGCUGGCCUCUUGGUACAGAAUGCUCUGAAAUAUCUGUUGAAGUUUGGACAAGUUUCCCCUUACUUGGGAUAUAAUUCACUUAAGGAUUAUUUCCCAACAAUGGAAAUGAGACCAAAUCCACAGUGUUCAAAUCCAGCAUGUCUUGAGAGACAGAAAGAAUAUAUGAAAUCAAAACCUGAGAGAGAUGCAGCAGCAAAGGCUAAGAUGGAAGCUGAAUCAUCCGCAGCAAUUGAAUACCCGGUUCACAUAGAUAACGAGUGGAACAUUAGUGUUGUUGAUGAUAGUGACACAGCGUCAUCAAGCAUUCAGAGGAGUGCAGUAGACAGCCUUCCAGAAGGCCUUGUGCGUGAACUUCCAAGUGAAGAUUCGUACCUAGAGCCACCUGCAUCAGCUACCUCUGCUCCUAUCGAUGAUGAUCUUGAGGAGCUCCAGCGGCAACUUGAUGCCCUAAACUCAUCUUAACCUUGGCGUAAAUCUGGCUCACCGGCUUGGGUUCUCCCGAGUGGAAACACUGGAUUGGAAAACCAAACCAGAUACCAUUGUUUGUGUUUGUUCUGACAGAGUUCGCAAUUUUACUUGAUAUAGCAUCUACUCAUUCGAAUCGGGCAGAGAAAUGUUAAUUGUACUGUUCAGUGGUGCAAUUUUGAUGAGGUGAUAUAGAUUUUAAGAGGCAUCAUUAACUUUGUGAACACAGCAUCUUUUAUUGCUGAUUAGAGUUUGCCAGGACCUGACUCGUGCUUACUGUAAAGAGCGAAAUGCGUCAGUUAUACGACUACUGUUUGUCUCAGAUUUAGGACAACUUUAUAUCAAGUUAGUACAAAAUUUGAGACCUUAUUAUA